GGUGGUGGCUUGUCGUCGUCGUUCGUGUCUGCUGCGCUGCUGAAUUUGGCUCCGCCGCACACAGGCAGGUCAGUCGAUUUUUCACCCAGAGAGAGUGCGGCGGUUUUGGUGCGGGCCAGCGUAGAAGCAAAGCAAAGUGGAGUGAAGUAAAGAAAAGCAGCAGCAAAAAGAGUUUCAACGUGUGUGUGUGUGUGCGUUCGCUACUCUCCCCGUGGAGGAAAAAAAAAGUUCCGUUUUUCCGCACACCACCGAAGAAGGGACCAGCGGCGUGUCGUGCGAAAAUCCGGAUUUUCCACCGGUGGAAACCCUUCGGAGUGUCGUCGGGCUGUGGCCAUUUUGAGAGGUGUUUGCUAAAAACGGGGCAUUUUCGAGCCAAAGUUGGCCAUCACGAGCUCUCUGUGUCGGUGCGUGUUUGUGUGUGUGUGUGCGCGCAAGAAGGCUAGCAGAAGAAGAAAGAGAAGGCCCCUGGCCACACAAGGGAGAAGAAGAAGAGGAGCAGCAGCAGCUUGGAAGUUCCCUCGAAAGGGGAAUGUUCCGGAUUGUGUGGCGGAAAGGUGGUCCCCGUUGAGGAAUCGGUGAAAAAGGUGGCCGUCGUAACCCGUGAGAGGGAGAGGAAAUUGUCCGCGGAGGAAGAAGAAAAAAGUGGUUCCCUCUUGAAGGCGACGAAAAAGAGGCACAAAAAAGGGAAAAAUUGUGUUGAAUCGGCAAUUUCGGUCAGCUUCAGUGUGUGAGCGUGAACACCGGAACCGUCGGAACGGAACCCAGCGGGGCGAAAAUUUCGGAGUUGGCCAGAUUGGUGACGCAAAGCGACGAAAAACGCUGAGCGAACGAAAAAAGCAAAAGAUUCUCCGGAACACAGAGCGAGCGAGAGAGAGAGUGGAGAGCGCCGAGCGGAAGUGUUUUGGAGCAGGUUCCGGAGCGGAACUGUGUGUGUGUGUUGUGCAAACGGAUUACCUUCGGAGUUCGGACCAGCUGCCAACUUGGAGGACGCGAAAAGAGGCUCAAUUCUGACGGACAGUAAACUCCCUGGUAAGCAAAUGACUCGCUAAAACACCCAGUCGCUCCUCCCACGUACCGCGGACCACACGACGAACGACUCCUCAACACCGGAACACCUCCCAGCUGUGCGGUGAAGUGUCUGCGGAAAACCAAAAAUGCACCGCCGGCAAGUGCUGCAACCGGUUGUAGUUGUUGUUGUUGAACACGACCAGCACCAUCGCCACCCAACAACCACCACGUGUGAAAAGUGAUCUGCGCACACGUGUGGGUGUGUGUGUGCUUGUGUGCCGGAAGAAGAAAGUGUGCGAAGAAGUGGAGUGACCCCAAAAUCGUUGGUGGAGGAGAAGAAGGUGGAGGUCUGUAACUGCCCCGCGUGCGAUUAAAAUCAAUUUCAGCGUUCCAAUUUGGGUGAGCCUCUAGUGUGAGCUGUUUGGUGUGAAUUACUAUUGUGGGUUUGUGUGCAAACAACUUGGCCGGAAGAGUUUUUUUUUUUGCCCGGGUGGUGGUAUUAGUGCGCGAGAGGGGUCAAACUGACGGACGUCAAGUUGGCAGCAGUAGCAGCACCGGCAGUUGGUACGACGACCAGCAAUAGCAGCAGCGCCACCAUCACCAUGUCGGCCACGAUGCGAACCACGCUGCAGACCGUGCCGGAGUCGUUGCCGGCCGAUCACGUCACAAAUGCCGGCGCCGGCGCCGGAACCGGGGGCCCCGUCCAGGGUUCGGGCACGCAGACCGAGGUCAAGUCGCACUCGCACACCACGGCCUCGGCCGGCGUCAAGACGCGACAGUCGUCGAGCAAGCUGCCGAUCGUCGUUGCCAUGUGUUGAAGUGAAAGUGAAGACUGUAUAGGUUUGACUCGGUGACAGUGUGUUUGUGAACUCUGUUUUGAACUCAAAAAGUGACCAAGUGACCAUGGCUUCGAA
Messenger RNA from Culex quinquefasciatus (southern house mosquito), 1922 nucleotides. RefSeq lists its product as uncharacterized. The coding region runs from base 1611 to 1826 and encodes 71 amino acids. The transcript has 3 exons. The record is from RefSeq and is a predicted model, not a curated record. Lineage: Eukaryota; Metazoa; Arthropoda; Insecta; Diptera; Culicidae.